AUGUGCCGUGGUACAGUACAACCACUCCUUAGAUAUGAAGGUACGUGCUGUGUCACGCGAGUGACUGGAGCAUCCUGCGUCCACAGGGCAGCUUGCCAGAACUGCAACACUUAUUGCCGCAAUGCUCGCCGUGCAAUAGACAUUACAAGUUUUUUCGAAAUAAUUUCAGCAGAUCAUGCCCGUCAUGCUUUCUUUCUGUCGUAUCAUCGCUUUGCUGAGGGGUAA
Chondrus crispus (carragheen) is the source of this 225-nucleotide messenger RNA. RefSeq lists its product as hypothetical. The record is from RefSeq and is a predicted model, not a curated record. The transcript has a single exon. NCBI's taxonomy places the organism in Eukaryota, Rhodophyta, Florideophyceae, Gigartinales, Gigartinaceae. The coding region runs from base 1 to 225 and encodes 74 amino acids.